ACUGAACCAAAGCGCGCAACUCUGAUGCAUAGCAUCGAUGCUUGCAUACUUAUUCGUAGCGUUGCCAGACUUCGUGAUUCUUUUUUUCAUCCUUCAUCCGGGCAAACAUAAGACAAGACAAGGCUUGGCUUAAGAUUAAUUUGUGUAUACAAAAGCGCAAAGUACGUUAAUUAAAGCAAUGGAUGUCGCUGCUUUAGUAGCGCCACACGCUACUCACGAUAAAAGGCAGCCAUUACAGCCAGCGGACGCGGCUCCAGCUCCGGUAGCGGCGCCAACAACAACAACAAACGAAAAUGGUGUACAAACAGCAAUAAAAAAAACUGAAACACAAACGGAGACUGCGAAAGAAAUGCAUGCGAAUGUGGAAACUGAAAAGCCGAAAAAUGAGAUGGCGCCGCUAGAGAAAGUAUUGAUUACCAUAUGCAGUGCCGAUCGCAAAACCAAGAAGACAUUCAUGUCCUUGCCAAGCCGCAAAGAUGUUAUAGAAAAAGCUCACAAAUACGGCUUAACCGGCAACACCAUUGUGCUGGAGAGCAAUGGCUGUGAGAUAUGCGAAGAUGAGGUGUUGCUCUUUGCAGCCAAAGAGAAGAUCUUACUUAUGUUGCUAGCGGAGAACGAUGAGUACAUUAUACUACCUCCGCCCUCGCCACUGAAUCGUUCGGAUCGUGCUGGCAGCGGCUUUGAUGCUAGCUUUGUUAACGACUCAACAGUGUCAAACGACGAGACACUCUCGUUGGCCAGCGUUACGCCAAGCCAUGGCAAAAACACUUCCGCACAUUUUAAAGAUUUUGUGAUACCUUGGAGUAAGGUACCCAAUGAAAUUAUGAAGCACUUGCGCGGCAAGACAAGCUUGGGUAAGCGUCUUAAUACACUGGCCAAUCUGCUAGUAGAUUCACUACGUGAACGUCAUGCACACAUACCCAUACGUGUGUUCCGUGAGGUAGCACAAUUGGCGGCAGAAAAGUAUCCCGAGUCGCUGCUGGAGAAGGAUCGUGAGGGUCAACAGAUAGCUACAACACCGCAGUCGCUCAUCUCCAAAAUGAUAAACCGUAACAAUGCGUUGAAUCGUCCACAAAAGCGUUCCAGCUCCACAUCCCUUGACACACAUGCAAACAACAGCGCCAAGAAACGUAAAUCGAUUCAAGGUGCUGUUGCUUCUAAUGGCAGUGCCAAGUCUGCCGCAGUAAAUCGCGAUCUAGAGGAGAAGAAGCAACAGCUUAUUGCCAGCUAUCGUGGCAACGCCGAUCUGGAGGCAGCCACCAUAGCGGAGCAUAUGAAAGAAUGCUUUCCGCUGCAGCGUGCUUUCUUUAACAACAGCGAGAAGAUACCCGACAUUAAUGCCAUCAAGGAUAAUUGGCCGUAUAUAUUUAGGAAGCAGCACCUCUAUCAGCACUUUGAGCUGCUAAUGUCAAUUGAUCCACGUUUGUUGGAAAAGCAUUUUUCUAGUGAACGCGAACGCAUCUUUAAGUUUUUUAAGAGCUCCAAGAACAAAAAGAUUAGCGCCUUGGAGGAGAACAAUGCGAAUGUAGUGCGUGGCUUAGCCUACCAUUUCAAUGAGGAUCCCGACUAUAUAUUUAAGCAGCUGGAGAAUGGACCUUUGCCAAAGGAUGUGCUGCAGCACAUGAAUCCUACCAAUGCGCCCUGGGUGGCGCUAGUCAACACACCUGAUGCUGACGCUUCAGCUGCCAAGACCGAAGCUCUAGUAUAUAUCGAGGGUAAAAUAAUGUCCACAUUUACGGCCACGGAUGUUGAUUUGCCGGAUAUACUGGCACAGCUGCUUUGCUACUAUUAUACCUUCAACAUGAUGUACCCCAAGGAGGCCAAUCAAACACUCGAAUUUAUUGUCAUUUAUUUUCUACAAAACACGCCGGAACAAGCGCGCAACUCCAAAAAGAGCGUAAGCUCCAACAGUAAAUACAAUCAGCUUAUUGCGAAAUUAGCCAAUGCGAAUGGCUGAGGAUCAGAGGCAGCUGCAGCUAAAGCUGGGGAGAGAGCGACAACAUCUAUUUAGUUUAUCAUAUUUAUUUUUGCAGACAUUAUACAUUUAUACUCUUACUAUUCCUAAGCUGAACUUUACAUACAGUGUGUAGUACUUAGUUUUUUGUGUAUACAUUUCUGAUUUGUCCCAAAAAAUUCUUAUUUACGGAA
This is a messenger RNA of Drosophila busckii, 2148 nucleotides long. RefSeq lists its product as uncharacterized. The transcript is spliced from 4 exons. The coding region runs from base 179 to 1957 and encodes 592 amino acids. NCBI's taxonomy places the organism in Eukaryota, Metazoa, Arthropoda, Insecta, Diptera, Drosophilidae. The record is from RefSeq and is a predicted model, not a curated record.